AUGAGCGUGAGGGGGACCCACGGCGGCCGCCGGGGCCAGGCCGCCUACUCCCUGCGCAUCUACCCGCAGCUGGCGGCGGGCAGCGGCAGCAGCUCCUUGUCCUGCUGCGUGGGGGCCAGCAAGGACAGACCGGCUGCCGACGUGGUACGCGAGGCCGUGGCCAGCCUGUGCCUGGAUGCCACCAAGACCUACAUGCUGGUGGAGGUGAAGGAAACGGGCGGUGAGGAGUGGGCGCUGGACGCCGCCGACGCGCCCGUGCACCGGGUCUUGCUGUGGCCGCGCCGUGCCCAGGGCGAGCACCCGCGGGAGGAUGGCUACUUCUUCCUGCUGCGGGAGCGUGAGGGCCCCGGCAUGCCCGGGCCUCCCGCCACCCAGCCGCCCUGUGCCUCCUCGGCCGCCCGGCGCCUGGCUGAGCGAGGGCUGCUUCCCCGCGGGCCCGGCGAGCUGGACGACUUGUGUGACCUGCCCGAGCUGAGUGAGGCCCGUCUGCUGGACACCCUGCGGCAGCGCUUCCUGCAGCACAAGAUCUACACGUACGCGGGCAGCAUCCUGGUGGCCGUGAACCCCUUCAAGUUCCUGCCCAUCUACAACCCCAAGUACGUGAAGAUGUACGAGAACCAGCGGCUGGGCCAGCUGGAGCCACACGUGUUUGCUCUGGCCGACGUGGCCUUCCAUGCCAUGCUGCGCAAGCGGGCCAACCAGUGCCUGGUCAUCUCCGGCGAGAGUGGCUCGGGCAAGACACAGACCACCAACUUCCUCAUCCACUGCCUCACGGCCCUCAGCCAGAAGGGCCACGCCAGCGGCGUCGAGCGCACCAUCCUGGGCGCAGGGCCCGUGCUAGAGGCUUUUGGCAACGCCAAGACGGCCCAUAACAACAACUCGAGCCGCUUCGGGAAGUUCAUCCAGGUCAACUACCUGGAGAGCGGUGUGGUGAGGGGAGCUGUGGUGGAGAAAUACCUGCUGGAGAAGAGCCGCCUCGUCUCCCAGGAGAAGGAUGAGAGGAACUACCACGUCUUCUACUACCUGCUGCUCGGAGUCAGCGAGGACGAGCGACGAGACUUCCAGCUGCUGCAGCCCCAGGACUACUUCUACCUCAACCAGCAUGACUUGAAGAUCGAGGAUGGGGAGGAUUUGCAGCAUGACUUUGAGCGGCUGAAGCAGGCCAUGGAGAUGGUGGGGUUCCUGCCGGCCACCAGGAGGCAGAUCUUCGCGGUGCUCUCGGCCAUCCUGUAUCUGGGGAACGUGACCUACAAGAAGCGGGCGAGCGGGCGGGACGAAGGCCUGGAUGUGGGGCCUCCAGAGGUGCUGGACACUCUGUCCCAGCUGCUGAAGGUGAAGCGGGAGAUCCUGGUGGAAGUGCUGACCAAGAGAAAAACCGUGACGGCCAAUGACAAGCUCAUCCUGCCCUACAGCCUCAGCGAGGCCAUCACCGCCCGAGACUCCAUGGCCAAGUCCCUGUACAGCGCCCUGUUCGACUGGAUCGUGCUGCGGAUCAACCACGCUCUGCUCAACAAGAAGGACAUGGAGGAGGCCGUGUCGUGCUUGUCCAUCGGGGUCCUGGACAUCUUCGGCUUUGAGGACUUCGAGAGGAACAGCUUCGAGCAGUUCUGCAUCAACUACGCCAACGAGCAGCUGCAGUACUACUUCAACCAGCACAUCUUCAAGCUAGAGCAGGAGGAGUACCGGAGCGAGGGCAUUUCGUGGCACCACAUCGAGUACACGGACAACGUGGGCUGCAUCCAGCUGAUCAGCAAGAAGCCCACCGGGCUCUUCUACCUCCUGGACGAGGAGAGCAACUUCCCACACGCCACGAGCCAGACGCUGCUGGCCAAGUUCAAGCAGCAGCACGAAGACAACCGCUACUUCCUGGGCACCCCGGUGCUGGAGCCUGCCUUCAUCAUCCGGCACUUCGCGGGCAGGGUCAAGUACCAGAUCAAGGACUUCCGCGAGAAGAACAUGGACUACAUGCGGCCCGACAUCGUGGCACUGCUGCGUGGCAGCGACAGCUCGUUCGUGCGGCAGCUCAUUGGCAUGGACCCCGUGGCCGUGUUCCGCUGGGCCGUGCUGCGCGCGGCUGUCCGGGCCAUGGCCGUGCUCAGGGAGGCAGGACGCGUGCGCGCAGAGAGGGCAGAGGAGGCGGCGGCGGCUGCGGCCAAGGCAGCGACCAAGGCAGCGACAGUGGCCGCUGGUACUGGACCUCGAAGCCCUCUGGCAGAGCCUCAGAGAGUGACCGGAUCCCCGUCAGAGAAGCUGUACCGCGAUUUGCACGAUGAGAUGAUCCAGGCCCUCAAGGCGCUACCCUGGCAGGGGGGAGACCCCUGCAGGGUGCUCCAGACCCGUGAGUCAGAGGAUACGCCCGCCACCUACCCGCUGAAAAGUAAAAGUAUCAAACCAAAGCAGACGAUUCCCAAGAACCUGCUGGACUCCAAGUCCCUGCGUCUGAUCAUCAGCAUGACGCUGCACGACCGCACCACCAAGUCGCUGCUGCACUUGCACAAGAAGAAGAAGCCGCCCAGCAUCAGCGCCCAGUUCCAGGCAUCCCUCAACAAGCUUCUGGAGACACUGGGGAAGGCAGAACCGUUUUUCAUCCGUUGCAUCCGCUCCAACGCUGAGAAGAAAGAGCUGUGCUUUGACGACGAGUUGGUGCUGCAGCAGCUGCGCUACACGGGCAUGCUGGAGACCGUGCGCAUCCGCAGGUCUGGCUACAGCGCCAAGUACACCUUCCAGGACUUCACCAAGCAGUUCCAGGCUUUGCUGCCCAAGGAUGCACAGCCCUGCCGGGAGGCAAUCGCAGCACUGCUGCAGAAGAUGGACAUGGACCAAGGGGCUUACCAGAUCGGGAGGACCAAGGUGUUCCUGAAGGAGACGCAGCGGCAGGUGCUGCAGGAGACGCUGCACCAGGAGGUGGUACGCAGAAUCCUGCUGCUGCAGCGCUGGUUCCGGAUGCUACUGGAACGCAGGCACUUCCUGGCCCUGCGCCGUGCCGCCAUCACCAUCCAGGCCGCCUGGCGCUCCUGCCGCACCCGGCGUGCGCUGGAGCGGGCCCAGGCUGCCGUGAUCCUGCAGGCUGCUUGGCGCAGCUACCGGCAGCGCAAGGCCUACCUGUGCCAGAGGCGGGGCGUCAUCCGCCUGCAGAGCCUCUGCCGGGGCCACCUGCAGCGCAAGAGCUUCAGGCAGCUGAUAGCUGAGAAGCGGAUUCUGGCCGAGGAGAACCAGGCAGCCCAGCCUGCCGUGGGCGUGGAGCAAGAAGGGGAGGAGGUGGCAUCAGAACCCAACAACGAGGCUCUGUCUGAGACCUUGGAGAUUGAGACACCCCAGCCUGAGACGGAGAACAAGGCCCCCAGCGCCCCGAAAGCUGCGGUUGAGCAUCACGACAAAGCCAGCAGCCGCGAGAAGCGCGAGUCCCGCCGGCAACGGGGGCUGGAGCAUGUGGAACUGCAGAACAGGCACACGCAGGCCCCAUACCAGCUCGUCGUUGGUGCCAGGGCCGGGCAGGAUGGCGGGGAUGGGGCUGCCGCAGAGGCAGGGCCACAGCCGGACAGGACCAGUGUGGAGGCAAUCUCAGAGCCCGACAGGACCAAUGUAAGGGGGAGCCCAGAGCCCGACAGGACUGUCGCAGGGAUGGACCCAGAACUGGACAAGCCCACUUCGGUGGCGAUCCCGGAGCCCAACAGGACCAUCUCAUGGGCGUGCCCCCCUGCAACCACCAGUAGCCCCGUAUCCGGGGAACCCACAGAGGUGCUGCUGGAACGGCCCACCAGCCUUGACCUGGACAGUCGGGGCAGUGCCCCUGCCACAAGCAUCACCCCGUGGGCCCUUGGGGAGCAGCCAGGCAGCAGCCCUGGGCACCAGGAGUCGCCUGAGAGCCCUGGGGGUGGCAGUGGCGGAGGCUCAUGCCAGAUCCAGCGGCACCGGGACCAGGACUCGGAGCGCCUGGCCAACGCCGUGGAGCUGUGGCGGGGCAAGAAGCGGGCAGCCUCGGGCUCGGCCAUCCUCAGCCAGUCCCUGGACCUGGGCUCGAGGGGGGCUGCCACGUCUGGCUCACCCACACAGGAGAGACGCCCAUCCCUGCCCACUGGUGAUGUGACCAAGGCCUUGACAUCCCCUACACAGUCCAGGACCCAGCCGCCUGCAGAGAGUCUGGGUAGGGACCCCGGUAGCAGAAAGGCCGCCCAGAAGAAGAAAUCGAGUGACGCAGGGGCGACCAGCACUGACGCGCUGUCCCCAGGACCUCCGGCCGACUCCAAGUCCGCCUUCAAGAGGCUGUUUCUACACAAGAGUAAAGACAAGAAAUACAGCCUGGAGGGUGCUGAGGAGGCUGAGGCCAUGGGGCUACAGCAGGGCCCACUGGAAGCCACCACCAAGAAGCAUCUAGAAGCCCCAGCCAUCGACAAGCAGGGCCGGGAGCCGGGCGCCAAAGGGCGGAAGAGCCGCGCGCUUAAGGUGGGCCGCAUCACAGUGUCGGAGAGGUGGCGCGAGUCCGUGUUCCGGCAGAUCACCAACGCCAAUGAGCUCAAGUUCCUGGAUGAGUUUCUGCUCAACAAGGUGAAUGACCUGCGCUCGCAGAAGUCCCCCAUCGAGAGCCUGUUCAUCGAGGCCACCGAGCGCUUCCGCAGCAGCCUGAAGACCAUGUACUCCGUGCCGAACGGGAAGAUCCACGUGGGCUACAAGGACCUCCUGGAGAACUACCACAUCGUGGUGAGCAGCCUGGCCACCGAGCGUGGCGAGAAGGACCCCAACCUGGUGCUCAACGUCUUCCAGUCGCUGCUGGACGAAUUCACGAGGACCAAGAGCGACUUUGAGCCGCCCCCCAAGAGCAAAGCCCAGAAGAAGAAGCGGAAGCAAGAACGUGCCGUCCAGCAGCAUAAGGGGCACGUGUUUGCCAGCUACCAGGUGAGCAUCCCGCAGUCGUGCGAGCAAUGUCUCUCCUACAUCUGGCUCAUGGACAAAGCCCUGCUCUGCAGUGUGUGUAAAAUGACCUGCCACAAGAAGUGCGUGCCCAAGAUCCAGACCUACUGCUGCUACACCUCGGGGACCAAGGCCGAGCCUGGUGCCGAGCCAGGCCACUUCGGCGUGUGUGUGGACAGCCUGACCAGUGACAAGGUCUCCGUGCCUGUGGUGCUGGAGAAGCUUCUGGAACACGUGGAGAUGCACGGCCUGUACACUGAAGGCCUCUACCGGAAAUCUGGGGCGGCCAACCGCACCCGGGAGCUCCGGCAGGCGCUGCAGACAGAUCCCACGGCCGUGCAGCUGGAGAACUUCCCCAUCCACGCGGUCACGGGUGUCCUCAAGCAGUGGUUGCGUGAACUGCCUGAGCCACUCAUGACCUUCGCGCAGUACAGUGACUUCCUCCGUGCUGUGGAACUGCCCGAGAAGGCGGAGCAGCUGUCGGCAAUCUACUCGGUGCUGGAGCACCUGCCCGAAGCCAACCACAAGUCCCUGGAGCGCCUGAUCUUCCACCUGGUCAAGGUGGCCCUGCUGGAGGAGGUCAACCGGAUGUCUCCUGGCGCCCUGGCCAUCAUCUUCGCCCCCUGCCUCUUGCGCUGCCCCGACAACUCGGACCCUUUGACAAGCAUGAAGGAUGUCCUCAAAGUCACCACGUGCGUGGAGAUGCUCAUCAAGGAGCAAAUGCGGAAGUACAAGGUGAAGAUGGAGGAGAUCAACCAGCUGGAGGCCGCGGAGAGCAUCGCCUUCCGCAGACUCUCCUUCCUGCGGCAGAACUCUCCAUGGCCUCUCAAACUGGGGUUCUCGUCUCCCUAUGACGGGAACAAGACUUCAAAAACCCGGACGGACGGCGCUAGCCCUGAGGAGCUGGGGGCGCUGCUGGAGGAGGAGGAGGCCGGCGGCGGCGGCGACGAGGACCAAGAGAAGGAGAUUCUCAUCGAGCAGCUACAGUCCAUCAAGGAGGAAAAGGAGGACAUCACGUACCGGCUGCCGGAGCUGGACCCACGUGGCUCGGACGAGGAGAACGUGGACUCGGAGACUUCGGCGAGCACCGAGAGUUUGCUGGACGAGCGCGGAGGGCGUGGAGUGGGAAGCAGCAGCGGCCCGGCUGAAGGGCCCCCCACGCCGGGUGUCCCCUGCCCCAGCUCGCCCGCCCCGAGCCCCCUCCCCACGCUGGGCGGCCCCCAGCCACGACGGCCGUCGUGUUCCCUGACGGUCAGAGUGAAGACGCCCCGGAGGACGCCCGUCAUGCCCACGGCCAACAUCAAGCUCCCGCCCGGUCUGGCCUCGAGCCUAGCCGGCCUCGCCCGAGCCACUCCAGCGGCUUCUGUCCCCGUGAGGCGCCGUGAACCGCCCGCCCGCCGGCCCGACCUGGUGCAGUCGGUGUACAUGGUGCCCGGCGCCCACUUGCCCGUGCAGGGCCUGCCCGAGCCCCUGGACUUGAAUGCUGACCCAGACCCAGACGAACCAUCGCCAAGGGCCAAGCGGAGGUACUCGGAUCCCCCCAUGUACUGCCUGCCCCCCGCCUCGAGCCAAGCCAAUGGCUGAUAGUUCCCCCUGCGGACCAGCCCCCAGCCAACCUGGGACAUCCAGAAAAAGGUUCUGGAAUGCAGCUCCCUGGAAGGGGAGCUCCUAGCCCGGGACCCGCAUACGGGAGAGAGCAGGAGGCCCGGCUGCCCCUGCCCCUCCUGCCCCGGGCACCUCUGUUGU
Messenger RNA from Suncus etruscus (white-toothed pygmy shrew), 6654 nucleotides. RefSeq names its product myosin IXB (gene MYO9B). Gene Ontology annotation, biological process: intracellular signal transduction. Bases 1 to 6492 code for a protein of 2163 amino acids. The transcript has 41 exons. Gene Ontology annotation, cellular component: myosin complex. Gene Ontology annotation, molecular function: GTPase activator activity; protein binding; microfilament motor activity. The record is from RefSeq and is a predicted model, not a curated record. NCBI's taxonomy places the organism in Eukaryota, Metazoa, Chordata, Mammalia, Eulipotyphla, Soricidae.